AUGGGUGUAGGCAACAAGCGCACGUUGACCAAGACGCGGAGGAAGACGAGGGACGUCGAUCAGAUAAAGGCCGACAUGCUCUCUCCCCGGCACCUGCGACAAUGGAAGGAUACCAAGGCGCCAGAAGAUCUCCCUGGCAUGGGCCAGCACUACUGUGUCGAAUGCGCCAAGUGGUUCGAUACCGAGGUCAGCCUUGCUGGUCACCAGAAGGGAAAGCCUCAUAAGCGCAGGGUCAAGCAGCUGAACGAGGAGCCCUACACUCAGAAGGACGCGGAGGCCGUCGUCGGCCUCCGGACGGAUAACAAAGGUCCCAACAAAAGCGGUCCCGAGCGGGCGCUUGAUCAGGAGAUUGAGAUGGAGACCUGA
Messenger RNA from Colletotrichum karsti, 366 nucleotides. RefSeq names its product C2H2 finger domain-containing protein. The record is from RefSeq and is a predicted model, not a curated record. Gene Ontology annotation, molecular function: zinc ion binding; nucleic acid binding. The transcript is spliced from 3 exons. Lineage: Eukaryota; Fungi; Ascomycota; Sordariomycetes; Glomerellales; Glomerellaceae. Bases 1 to 366 code for a protein of 121 amino acids.